AUGUCUCAGGGCAACCAAACCAGCCUGCCUACAUUCCUCCUCCUGGGGUUCUCAGACCUCGGGCUCCUGCAGGGACCCCUGUUCUGGAUAGUGCUUCUGGUCUACCUGGUCACCUUGCUGGGCAACUCCCUGAUCAUCCUCCUCACGCGGGCCAGUCCUGCCCUACACUCGCCCAUGUACUUCUUUCUGUGCCACCUCUCAGUGGUGGAGCUCCUCUACACCACAGACAUCGCGCCCAGGACUCUAACGGAUCUUGCUUCCCCGGGGCCCCGGACCAUCUCCUUUUGGGGCUGCGCGACCCAGAUGUACGUCUUCAUAGUCCUGGGCAUCGCCGAGUGCUGCCUGCUCACAGCCAUGGCCUAUGACCGCUACGCCGCCAUCUGCCGGCCCCUGCAUUACACCACCCUCAUGAGCCAGCGGGCCUGUGUGGCCAUGGUGGGCACCUCCUGGCUCAUGGGCCUCGUCACGGCCACCACCCACUCCUCCCUCAUCUUCACCCUGCCUUUCCCCAGGCACCCGAUCAUCCCACACUUCCUCUGUGACAUCCUGCCGGUACUGAGGUUGGCGAGUGCUGGCAAGCACAGGAGUGAGAUCUCUGUGAUGACAGCCACCGUGGUCUUCAUCAUGGUCCCCUUCUCACUCAUAGUCACCUCGUACGCCCGUAUCCUGAGAGCCAUCCUGGCGAUGGCCUCCACCCACAGCCGCCGCAAAGUCUUCUCCACCUGCUCCUCCCACCUGCUUGUGGUCUCACUCUUCUUCGGGUCGGCCAGCAUCACCUACAUCCGACCCCGGGCAGGCUCCUCGGCGACCGCAGACCGCGUGCUCAGCCUCUUCUACACGGUGGUCACACCCAUGCUCAACCCGGUCAUCUACACUCUCCGCAACAAGGAGGUGGCAGGGGCCCUGCGGCAGAUGGUGAUGAGGCCGACCCCUCGCCCUGACCGGCUCCAGGGAUUGCUCAGGAACCCCACUCUCUGCCCUCCCACCCUGGGCUCUGAUGUCAUCCACCAAGACUGA
Messenger RNA from Ochotona curzoniae (black-lipped pika), 1017 nucleotides. Its product is annotated as olfactory receptor 10P1-like. The coding region runs from base 1 to 1017 and encodes 338 amino acids. The transcript has 2 exons. Gene Ontology annotation, biological process: G protein-coupled receptor signaling pathway. Gene Ontology annotation, molecular function: olfactory receptor activity; G protein-coupled receptor activity. Gene Ontology annotation, cellular component: membrane. NCBI's taxonomy places the organism in Eukaryota, Metazoa, Chordata, Mammalia, Lagomorpha, Ochotonidae. The record is from RefSeq and is a predicted model, not a curated record.